Diplodia corticola is the source of this 1029-nucleotide messenger RNA. RefSeq lists its product as uncharacterized. The coding region runs from base 1 to 1029 and encodes 342 amino acids. The transcript has 3 exons. Lineage: Eukaryota; Fungi; Ascomycota; Dothideomycetes; Botryosphaeriales; Botryosphaeriaceae. The record is from RefSeq and is a predicted model, not a curated record.
AUGGCUUUCGUCACGCUGGCUGGCAUGCGGAGUGAUGGACAGGUGGCUCUCACGAGCCUCGGUGAGGACAGGCUGAUCCUCUGCUAUACAGACAGCGAACAUCGCAUUCGAGAGAUGUUUUACAACCACGGACAAUGGUCCGGCGGGCAGGCGGACAAAGCCGUCGUCCACGGGGAUCGACGCAGCCCUCUAGCCAUGCUCACCAUCAAGCUCACUCCUGAUGUGCGGGGGAUUCGUACCUACUACAUGAUUGGCGACCACGUGAAGGAGACGUGCUGCGACGGGACACCGGACCAGUUCGCCGAGGGCCGGCGGGAGUGGUUCGACGGCGCGCUGACCAUGAGCCGCGUGCAGGCGCCCAGCAGCUCGAAGCUCGCCUCCGUCAUCGGCCGGCUGCACGAGUCGGGCGACGGGCCCGGCGCCGAGGGGACGGGCCGGCUGCAGCACCUCGUCGUCUAUCAGGACACAAGCCUCGGCCUGCAGGCGCAGGUCAAGGUGGAACGCGGAGAGUGGAAUGCCGGCGGCCGCCUCCCCGUGCCGCCGUCGACGCACGUCGUCGACGGGACGGGCCUCGCGGCCGUCUGGAAGAAUGGCGCGGCGCACGUCUACUUCCAGUGCGAUGAUGGCUUCGUCUACGAGGCCUCCAGGACGGAUGGCGCGUGGAGCCUGAGCAAGCCGCUGUUCAAGGCCAAGGUCGGCACGCCCAUGGCUGCAGUCAUUCCGUCGUCCGGGACGAUUCACGUUUUCCACGCUAAUGACGCCAAUGUCCUCUCAUUCGCCUACAAGUCUUCCCAGGGCUGGGGUGUCGACGUGGGAAACUUGGCGUGGACGGUUCUCGAGGAUUCAUCGCUGGCGGUCGGCGUGGUUCUCCGCCAAGGGCAUAGGGAAGACUUUGAGAUCUUCUACGCGAGGGAGAGCGAUGGGCUUUCUUGGAAAGCGGUCAGCCCGGACAUGCGCUCGCUUUUUGGGGAGGCGCCCAAUCCUCAGUUCGUGAAUUACGCGAGGGAAUACCUCCCCGUCCGCCGUUAA